Molecule: messenger RNA, 1169 nt
Organism: Exophiala dermatitidis NIH/UT8656
Lineage: Eukaryota; Fungi; Ascomycota; Eurotiomycetes; Chaetothyriales; Herpotrichiellaceae
Product: microsomal epoxide hydrolase
Exons: 2
Coding region: 287-1090 (267 amino acids)
Source: RefSeq, a predicted model, not a curated record
GCCAGGGACGCGGAACACAACUUGAAGGAACAACCUCUCGGUUUGGAUCAGACACAUACAAAUCUACUAUUUCCCUCCCAGUAUCAAAAGCUAUUGCAUUAGAGGAGCUCGCCAUUGCGGUUGACUAUUAUACCGAAAAAGUAUACGCAGGAUAAACCCCAGUUCUGACUCGAGUUCCGGCUUCAAGUCUUCGCAGUCUCCAUACUACUAUAUCCGGCCCGCGACAGAGGCCGUUGGUGCUUCGCCGAUAGAACAUUAUUGUCCUAGCCAUUUUGGUCCGCCUAGCAUGGCUUCGCGACCUCAAUCACAACCUCGUCCCAAAGUGCUGAUGUUCGAUAUUGGCGGAGUCUGUGUCGUCUCACCUUUCCAAGCGAUCUUGGACUACGAGAUCCAAAACGGCAUUCCAAAAGGCUACAUCAACUAUGCGAUCCGAGAGCUAACACCCAACGGGGCAUGGCACAAACUGGAGCGCGGGGAGAUCCCCAAUGACGCCAAUUUCAUGCGCAACUUCAAAUCGGACCUCGAACGGCGCGAGAUAUGGCUCAAGUUCCACCGGGAGAAACUGAACAUCACCGACGCAUCAAAAGUGCCUCCUGUUCCCAACAUUGACGCCGAAACGCUCUACUGGACCAUGAUGAGCACGUCGCGCGAACCAGAUCCAUACAUGUAUCCGGCGCUGAAGCGGCUGAAGGCGUCGGGCAAAUAUAAACUGGCGGCGCUGUCAAACACGACGAUUUUCCCCGAGGGCCACGAAUAUAAUGUGAUUGGGCCGGACGAUGUGCGGCAUAUCUUUGAGAUCUUUGUGAGCAGUGCCCAUGUAGGCAUGAGGAAGCCGAAUCGUGAUAUCUACGAGUAUGCGUUGAAGGCGAUCCGUGACCGAUGGGGCCAGGAUAUCAAGCCCCAGGAUAUUGUGUUCCUGGAUGAUAUUGGUGAGAACCUCAAGAUGGCUCGGAGUCUGGGGUUGAGGACGAUCAGAGUCAUUCUCGGGAGAACGAAGGACGCGGUUAAGGAGUUGGAACAGAUAACUGGGUUGGAGUUGUUGGAGGAGCCUGCGAAGAAGACGACGGAUGGCCCGAAAGCACGGCUAUAGAUUGGGGACGAUAUAGUAUAGAAAGAAGUCUGAAUGUGAUGCAAGUUGUUAGAUCUUGGUACAGUUGAUGGUAGCUCCG